UUAUGAUCACUGGCAUCUGAGAUAUUGACGUUUGCUUGCGUGUUUCCUUGAAAUUUUUUUUUCCAAUUUAUGAUAAAGAAAGUCGUAUCUUAAAAUGGCUUUCGCGCCGGAACUGAGGACGCACGCUCAGAAAGUCUGCAGUCUUUACAAACAGGCUAUGAGACAGAUUGAAUCCUACUACGGUCAGAGGAACGUGGUACGCUACCAUCAAGUCAUUCUUCGUUCUCGUUUCGAUGCGAACAAAUGUGUCUCUGAUCCCAAAGACCAGCGCCGGCUGUACUGGGUCGGGGAGCACGAGCUGUUCCUCACAAAACAUCCGCUUCCCAUCGCCAAGUUUGCUACGAGCGUGGGUAUCGCUGGUGGAGUCGCUUAUCAGAGAGUCAUCGAGCCCCCGGACUGGGUGGUGGACUAUUGGCAUCCCCUGGAGAAGGCUCAAUACCCGGAGUACUUCCAGACCAGAGAGAUCAGGAAAUGCGAGUACAUCGCCAAGUGGUACAAAGGAGAAAUGAUGUAACGAGUCGAGGAGUGUGCACGUGUUACGAGUUCUCGUUAAACGUUGAUGUCGGCUGUUUGCACUACAAACUGUUUGUAUCUAGUCUGGCAAUGGAAACUCGUACUAACAGAACGGAACCGAUUGGGCGUUUUAUAUAGAAUAUAACAAAUCCCGUGUGUAUUAGACUUAUUUUUAGUAACGUGUUGUCAUCCUUAUGAGGUUUCAUCCACCAGGAACUGACUUGGUGACAACGAAACUAUGUCAGAAUAAUAAACUUUGAUUAAUAGA
This is a messenger RNA of Danaus plexippus (monarch butterfly), 781 nucleotides long. Its product is annotated as NADH dehydrogenase [ubiquinone] 1 beta subcomplex subunit 9-like. Lineage: Eukaryota; Metazoa; Arthropoda; Insecta; Lepidoptera; Nymphalidae. Gene Ontology annotation, biological process: mitochondrial electron transport, NADH to ubiquinone. Bases 95 to 514 code for a protein of 139 amino acids. The transcript has 3 exons. The record is from RefSeq and is a predicted model, not a curated record.